This is a messenger RNA of Drosophila innubila, 3367 nucleotides long. Its product is annotated as solute carrier organic anion transporter family member 74D-like. Gene Ontology annotation, cellular component: membrane. The coding region runs from base 745 to 3135 and encodes 796 amino acids. Lineage: Eukaryota; Metazoa; Arthropoda; Insecta; Diptera; Drosophilidae. Gene Ontology annotation, biological process: sodium-independent organic anion transport; transmembrane transport. The record is from RefSeq and is a predicted model, not a curated record. Gene Ontology annotation, molecular function: protein binding. The transcript has 8 exons.
AUAACGGUUACGAUUACGGUUACGAUUACGGAUACGGAUACUGUUACGGAUACGGUCUAGUCUAUAUCGAAUGCGUAGAUAUAAGCUUGUAUCUGCUCAGAUUUAGAUUAGCAGAUGUUUUCUGAGAAUUACAUUAAUACGAUUGACAAAUAAAUAAACCAAAGUUAAUUAACAGAAGCAAUGAAUGAUAAAGAUUGCAAAUUGUUGAAGGGAAAAUAUUGCCCGGAAUCUUGUUUUUCAAAUUUGCAAGAUUACUGAAUGUGAUAACCCGAAACCGAACACAUUUCCAUACUAAUAUUUAUUCGGAACGACACGACGGCUCUGAUCUUGAGAGACAGGCACACAAUCCACAACAAAACCCAUCAACUGUGGGAGGAGACUAGACGAGACUACAGAGAGAUUAUCUAGUAUCUCUGUUUUCAGUUAAGAUCGCUUGUAAUUUGGGCACAUCAUGCCACUCGAUCCGCACAUGGUGACGCGUGCGGUUGUUCUCCAGCUACAGUAUCAAGAUCAGCAACAAGAUCGGCAUUUCGAUCGCCGCACAAGCCACUGAAAACCACAGCUAAUUGCUCGUGAAAUAGCUCAGAAAAUUAAAAAAUAAAGAGAUAAUUAAAUAAAAGAAUAGAUAGACAGUAAGAAAGAAAGACAAAGCUCAAGUGCGAUCGCUCAAAAGCCGGAAGAGCCCAAUGUGAGAGAGAACUGAGAAGAUCCCCCAACAAAGCGCUUAUCACAUCAUCCCCAAAAAUGGUGCAGAGUGAGGAGCAUGCCAGGAAUGUGGAGCUUGAGGCGGCAACGCCCACAGUGCCGAUCACCGAUCAUCAACUGGAGAAUGAAGACGACGAUCGUCACGUGGAGGCCGAUGCCAAAUUGCUGGACAAUGGCAAUGCACAUGGCACUGAGCAAAGUGAUCAAACCAAGGCCAAGGUCAAGGCCAAGUUGAAAAGAGAGAAAUCGGAACAGGAUCGUUUAAUGACCGAAGAGAUCAACAAACUGCUGGACGAGAUGCCACUGGAACAGAACGUAGCCUGCGGAUUUUGGCUAUUCCGAGGUGCAUUCUUUCAGCGAUUUGCCAAUCAAACUGCCUAUGUUCUGCUUUAUGGCAUUGUGGGCUGCAUUUUCUCCAUGACAUAUGCCUACUUCAAUGGCACCAUAACGACCAUUGAGAAACGCUUCAAAAUACCCUCGAAAAACACGGGAAUUAUCUCAGUGGGUAAUGACAUAAGUCAAACACUCGUAUCUGCCGUUCUGGCUUAUUAUGCCGGCAAAGGACAUCGACCACGUUGGAUUGGCUUUGGCUUACUAACAAUCGUCGUCUUCUGUCUGAUGACAACAUCGCCGCACUUUCUUUAUGGACCCGGCGAGGAUGCCUUGGCCUUGACCCAGGAGUUUGGCGCCACUCCCGAUGAGAAUGUCACCCUGGAAGCCAUCGAGGAGCAACGAUCAAAGAUUCUCUGUCGUCUUCAUGGCGGCGGCGCUGAGUGUGAAGUCGGAGAGGGAAACUUUGCACCACAGGUGCUGCUAUUUGUGGCUCAGUUUAUAUCUGGCAUCGGUGGAUCGUUAUACUAUACACUGGGCGUAUCCUAUAUGGAUGACAACACUAAGAGAUCCAAAACUCCAGCCCUACUAAGUCUCUCGUACUUCUUGAGAAUGCUGGGACCUGCCAUAGGCUAUGCCCUGGCCUCGUUCUGCCUGAGAUUGUAUAUAGCUCCACAACUGCAUCCGGUGAUCAAUAACAAGGAUCCACGCUGGCUGGGCGCCUGGUGGCUUGGAUGGAUCGUGAUGGGCGGUUUGUUGGCAUUCUCGGGUGUUUUUCUAUCGAUGUUUCCCAAGGAACUUCCCCGAGCGGUGGCCAGAAGAUUGGUGGAGGAGAAGCGACGAAGGGAGCGACAAUCGCUGAAGCAGAAGGAACAAUCAAAGAACGAUAAACUCACUGCAGAGCUGGAGCCACAAGUGUCGGUUCAAGAGCCCAAGGCCUCCUUUGGCGAUAUGCUGGUGACCUUCAAGAGGCUGACGACCAAUAAGACCUACAUGUGCAAUACCUUAUCGAAUAUCUUCUAUCUGAUUGGUUACACGCCCUUCUGGAUAUUCACGCCCAAAUACAUUGAGGUGCAGUACCGACAAUCGGCGGCUACAUCCAGCAUGGUCACCGGUACCGUUGCCCUUGCCUUCUCCGCCAUUGGAGUGCUCCUGUCCGGCUUUAUCAUUUCCAGGUAUAAGCCACGUGCUCGAUAUAUGGCUGCCUGGAAUGUCAUCAGUGCUUUUCUGGUGGUAGCCGGUGUAGUGACCUAUGCCUUCAUUGGAUGUCCUGACAACGAGACCUCGGUCGUUGUGAAUAUUCACAAUAGGGACAUCAAUAGUACCGCCACCUGUAACUCGGCCUGUUCCUGCGAUUAUGUGCGCUACUCUCCGAUCUGUGGUGAGAACAACAUGACCUAUAUAUCGGCCUGUCAUGCCGGCUGUAAAAUGGAACACGUCAGAUCCAAUGGCAAGAAGGUUUUCUAUGACUGUUCCUGCAUUCCAGGAGGCACUGAAAAUGCAUCCACUCCGUUUUCGUUUAAACGUCUCACGGCCUUUGAUUUGACAAGUGACAACAGUAGCUUGAAUCUCGAUGGUGCCACAACAAGCAUGUCCCACUUGGAGAUGCUUGCGGCGGGUCAGGCAACUCCGGGAGCAUGUCCCGUCAACUGCUGGACACAAUUUGUGGCCUUCUUAUCGGUAAUGUGUUUCCUCAAGUUUAUCGGAGCUGCGGGCAGAGCAUCCAAUUUCUUGGUCUCCGUGCGUUGUGUGCCGGAAAAGGAUAAAACCGCUGCCAUGGGAUUUGGAAUGAUGCUGUGCUCAAUGUUCGCCUUUAUACCCGGUCCCAUAUUUUUUGGUUGGAUCUUUGAUCGCAUGUGUCUCGUUUGGGGCAAAACUUGUACCAACAAGGGCAACUGUUGGCUCUACGAUCCACAGUCAAUGAGAUAUACACUCAACUUUACGGCUGCUGUCUUUAUAACCCUCGGAGCUAUAUUCGACUUCGGUGUCUGGUAUUAUGUAAAGGAUCUUAAAAUAUUCGACGAGGAGAUCAAAGAAGUCGAAAUGCAAAUCGUAAAGCAUGAGGAGGAAGCGAAUCCUGAGAAGAAUACCGAAAUAUAGUAGUAUAAGUUAAGACAACUCUAUCCUUAAGUGUUUAUGAGUGAUUUGUGGUACCACAGCAUUAUAAUCGUAGUUCUCUCAAUUCGGUAUUAUGUGGUUAAGAUCGUGUGAUAAAUCCAGGGACCGAAAUUAAUAGUUGUGGAAUCCAAUCGUUACUAAUUAAAUCAAUGUGUAGGAAAUAUGCUAUAGUAAUUAUAAUAAAUAAUUAUUAAAGUCCAACAAAUAUAUGAAA